AUGGUUUCCAAAAUAAAUUCUCUAUCCUUAUUUCUUUGUUUUCUCCUCUUAUUUUCCCUCUCCACAGCCAAAACACCUCCAAGACCUCGAGCUUUUCUUCUUCCAGUGACCAAAGAUGCAGCCACUAAGCAAUACGUCACUGUCAUUCGCCAAAGAACUCCCCUUUUUCCCGUAAAACUAACUGUAGAUCUUGGCCAAAGAUCCAUGUGGGUUGAUUGUGAAAAGGGCUAUGUUAGCUCAUCGUAUAAACCUGUUCCUUGUAGUUCUGUCCCUUGCGAACGUUCUUUUUCUGGUGCCUGUGUUGAAUCAUGUGUAGGUUCUCCUUCACCAGGGUGCAACAAUAAUACCUGUGCCUUUUUCCCUGAUAACCCUUUUAUUAACACCGGCUCUGUUGGUGAAUUUGCUGAAGAUGUCGUCUCCCUUCAGUUGACGGAUGGCUGCUCGAAUACAGGUAAAUUUGUAUCAGCAAAUGGAGUCGUUUUCGCUUGUGGCCCUACAUUUCUGUUAAAGGCCUUAGCUAAAGGAGUUAUAGGGAUAGCUGGAUUUAGAAAUGGUUUCAUUGGACUUCCUUCUCAAAUUGCUGCUGCUUUCCAUCUUGAUCGAAAGUUUGCUAUCUGCUUGAGUUCAUCCACAACUUCUCCCGGAGUUAUCCUCUUUGGUGAUAGUCGUUAUGUUUCUCUCCCUGGAGUAAAUGUCUCCAGGACACUUGCUUAUACGCCUCUUCUUAAGAACCAUGUUAGUACUGUGGGGUCUCAUAUUCAAGGGGAACCUUCGAUGGAGUACUUCAUUGGAGUGAAGUCCAUCAAAAUAAAUGGCAAUGUUGUGCCAAUAAACACCAAAUUGCUGACCAUCAACAAGUAUGGCAUUGGAGGAGCCAAAAUCAACACAGUUGAUCCUUACACAAAAAUGGAGACAUCCAUUUAUAAUGCAUUUACAAAAGUAUUCGUCAAAUCGCUAGCUAAGGUUCCAAGGGCUAGACCUGUGGAUCCUUUCAAGGUGUGUUAUAAUAGAACAACUUUUGGAAGCACUCGUGUUGGUCCUGGUGUUUCACCUAUUGAACUGAUAUUGGGAAAUAAAAACGCUACAUUGAAUUCUGUUUGGACUAUCAGGGGUGCAAAUUCGAUGGUGGCUGUAGAUAAUGCAGUGCUAUGUCUUGGUUUUGUAGAUGGUGGACCUGAGCCAAAAACUUCUAUAGUCAUCGGAGCACAUCAAAUUGAGGACAAUCUCUUGCAAUUUGACAUUGCUAACAAAAGGUUGGGCUUUAGCCUUUAG
This is a messenger RNA of Lycium ferocissimum, 1272 nucleotides long. RefSeq names its product probable aspartic proteinase GIP2. The record is from RefSeq and is a predicted model, not a curated record. Bases 1 to 1272 code for a protein of 423 amino acids. Gene Ontology annotation, molecular function: aspartic-type endopeptidase activity. Gene Ontology annotation, biological process: proteolysis. The transcript has a single exon. Lineage: Eukaryota; Viridiplantae; Streptophyta; Magnoliopsida; Solanales; Solanaceae.